UCAGCAUCGGUCGACAUCGCUAUAGACAAAGCUAGUUUAAAGGCCGGUGGCCGGUUUGAAAGCGUACCAGAAACAUCAUGCGGUGCUAUCUGUUUACUUCGAGCUCCUCCAUCGCGGCCAUACUCCUCGUCGCGUUCUUCGGUCAUAGUGACUCGGUGGCCGGCAAUGUAGCAACAAACAGAUUAAAUGUUGAUGUUUAUUAUGAAUCGCUGUGUCCAGAUAGUAUACGAUGGAUCAAGCAACAACUAUUGCCUCAAUAUGAUAUACUAAAGGAUUACAUCAGCGUUUCUUUCAUUCCCUAUGGGAAAGCAACGUACUGGCAAGAUCCUAACACUCAAAAAUGGCACUUCUCAUGUCAACAUGGAAUAGACGAGUGCAAUGGGAAUAAGGCUCAGGCAUGCGGCAUUCAUGCGAUACAGAACAACGAAUCGGCUGAUAAAAUUCAACAACUUACUGUGAGUUUGAUUGGUUGUGCAAUGACGUCGCGAUUCCCACCAUCUUCCAUUUUAGAGUGCGCCGAAAAAGAAGGAUUAAACGAACAAACGCAAGCGAACAUUAACGAAUGCAUUAACAGCUCUCUAUCCAAUGAAUUGUUAGUUGAGUAUGGCAAGAAAACGCAAGAGUUGAAACCCGAUCUCUCUUUUGUUCCAACGAUCACAAUCAAUGGAGUGAAUUCAAGGGAGAUACAAAGCGCUGCACAAAAUAAUUUCUUUAAAUUAAUUUGCGACUCUUUAGAUGGAACGAAACCGUCUCAAUGCAGUGCUUGCAAAUAAUCAUUACUUAACCCUUUUGCUACUAAAAGAUCUUUGUAGUGAAUGGAUCACAUUUUUAUACAAACUGCAGUGUUUCGCUAUAAUCCACGUGAAGGAUUAUAUAUAAUAAGUUAAUGAUAAAUUCAAUAUGGAAAAGAGAAUUCUAAUUCCCACUUGUGAAAGCAAACUUCUUGAUUUUUCGCAAUGAUAUUGUAUUUUGUAUAAGCUACGUAUUUUGUUAAACAUUUGUGUAAUGAUUAUGACAUGUGAGAAAAUUAUUAAUAAAAUUGAUUUGUGUGGAAAUUAUGUAUUGGAAAAAUAUGUAUCUAUUGUAUUAAGAAAUUGUAACUGAAUAAUCCAGAAAAAACUGUCACUAUAUAUGACUCAAUAUAUGAGAAAUACAAAAAUAAACUAUUCAUCUUUUAUAAGCAUAA
Apis laboriosa (Himalayan honeybee) is the source of this 1186-nucleotide messenger RNA. It is a transcript of the gene GILT1, whose product is annotated as GILT-like protein 1. The transcript has 5 exons. The record is from RefSeq and is a predicted model, not a curated record. Bases 78 to 773 code for a protein of 231 amino acids. NCBI's taxonomy places the organism in Eukaryota, Metazoa, Arthropoda, Insecta, Hymenoptera, Apidae. Gene Ontology annotation, molecular function: oxidoreductase activity, acting on a sulfur group of donors, disulfide as acceptor.